AUGAGGUUCUCCCAGGCAGUAGUAAUCGCUGCCGUGGCGGCCACCGUGGCUGCGAAGCCCAUCGUAGCCCGCAGCGACAAUGUCAAGGCAUGGGACGACUACAACAAGUGCUGUGAGAUUCGUGACAAAUACGAUCCUAAGCAUGCCUGCGUCAAGCCCGAUGGUCCGAAGUACAACGACUACGGGAAGAACGAUGACAAGAAGAAGCGCGAGGACAACGACAAGAAGAAGCACGAGGACGAUGACAAGAAGAAGCACGAGGACGAUGACAAGAAGAAGCACGAGGACGAUGGCAAGACGAAGCGCGAGGACGAUGACAAGAAGAAGCACGAGGACGAUGGCAAGAAGAAGCACGAGGACGAUGGCAAGAAGAAGCACGAGGACGAUGACAAGAAAAACGACUACAAAAAUGACAAAAAGGACGGGCCAAAAAUGGAUGGCGAUAAGAAAUACGAUGAGUAG
Alternaria atra is the source of this 462-nucleotide messenger RNA. RefSeq lists its product as uncharacterized. NCBI's taxonomy places the organism in Eukaryota, Fungi, Ascomycota, Dothideomycetes, Pleosporales, Pleosporaceae. Bases 1 to 462 code for a protein of 153 amino acids. The record is from RefSeq and is a predicted model, not a curated record. The transcript has a single exon.